Molecule: messenger RNA, 2880 nt
Organism: Adineta steineri
Lineage: Eukaryota; Metazoa; Rotifera; Eurotatoria; Adinetida; Adinetidae
Source: the annotation of a GenBank genome assembly
AUGCCGAUUAAUAAUCACGGCAUUCGAAUAUUUCAUUUAAUUAUUUCUAUUAUUUUAUUUAAUUAUGGUAUUACAAAAAAUCCAAUAUCUGAUUUAAUAUUAUCAACCAAUUUUUGUACAAAUAUAUCCAUUAAUAAUCUAUCAUUUGGUGUGAUACAUAGCUUAAAUUUUUAUUCAGGUCAAUCUCAACCACCGAAUAUAUCGUGUUCAUGGAUAAUAGAAAAUUUUCAAACAUCACUUGGAUCAAAUUAUAUUCUUUCAUUACGUGUUAUUGAUGUAGAAAAUGAUCCAACACAUUGGUCAAAUGAAUUAACAUUUUGGACAGGGAAUAAACAAAUAUCUGUUGAUGAUAUUAAUAAAAAAACAUAUUUAUUAUCAUCAACAUCAUCAAUAAAAAUCUAUUUUCGUACAAAACCACCUUUAUUACAAACAUUCAAUCCAUAUAUACGUACAAAUUUACGAAUACGUCGAUUUUUAAUUGAAUUUCUUCAUGUUAAUAAUGAUUUAAUAACAAAUACAAAUGAAAAUUAUUUUCUUUGUCUAUCAAGUGGAAUAUUAAUACCAAAACAAUGGAAAUGUAAUUGUAUAUAUGAAUGUUCAUAUGAUGAUCAUAGUGAUGAAGAUAAUUGUCCAUUAUGUUCAAUGUAUAAUCCAUUAAAUAGUUUAUUAUGUCAAUCAAAUGAAAUAUGGUGUUUACCACAUACAUCAAAAUCUUUUACUGAUAAUUUAAUUGAUACUGAAUAUGAUGAUGAUAAUAACAACGAUUGGAUGCAAUCUCAUAUAAGUUAUAGUCGAAAAAUUGAUUCAAAAGGUGUUUGUAUUCCACGUAAUGAAUAUCAACAAUGUUCAUAUUCAACAAAUUCAUCAACUUGUGAAAAAAUUCUUGCAUGGCGUCAAGAUCAUGGUCAAAUUAUACUUGAUGAUUUUCUUCUUAAAAUCAAUCAAUCAAUAUGUUUUAUUAUAAUUGCAAAAGAAGACUAUAAAAUCAAAUUUAUGUUAAAUCAGUAUUAUUUUUUUAAGCAACAUGAAGAUUUUGAAAUGAUUGUUUAUGAUGGAACUGAAGAAGAAAAUAAAAUUCUUACAUCAUCGAGUUGGUUAUUAAAAAAAGAUAUUGUUCAAACACGUGAUAAUCAUGUAGCAACAAUUAUUAUUCGAAAACGUUCUUUACAACCCAUAUCAUUAAUAAAUGAUGAUGUUUUCAAUUAUUUACAAAUAAAUGAUACGAAUAAACAAAUUCAACAACGUGGUAUUAAUUUCAUUUCAUUGAAUAUAACAUGGGUAACAAGUAUUUGUCCAGACAAUCAAAUGCUCUGUGGUGGACAUUUUGAAACAAAAUGUUAUACUAAAGAACAAAGAUGUGAUGGUAUUUGGGAUUGUAUUAGUGGAGAUGAUGAACUUGGUUGUUCACCGGAAUCAUGUCCAACAACAUUUGCAUGUAAUGAUCGUUUACGUUUACCAUCCGAUCCACCAAGAUGUUUUACAUGGUCAGAACGUUGUAAUGGAAAUGCAUUUUGUACAAAUCGUACAGAUGAAAAAUUUUGUACAAAUUGGUGGUGUAAUUCAAAUAAUGGAACAUUUCUAUGUAAAAAUUUUAAUUGUAUUUAUGAAACAUGGGUUUGUGAUGGUACUGAUGAUUGUGGUGAUCAUUCAGAUGAAAUGAAUUGUCCAUCGCGUGUACCACGUCGUAUAGUAACAGCUGCAGUUAUUGGUGCAACUGUUUGUUCAACUUUAUUUAUAAUUGCAUUAGGUUGUACAUGUAAAUUAUUUCAUUUACGUUCAGCAGAACGACGAGCAACAUCUCGUUUAUUAAAUCCUCAACGUUAUAUUGAAAGACGUCGUCAACAAAUUCAACGUGAACAACAACGUCGUUUAAAUCGACAGAAUCGUCAUCGAGCAUCAACAACAACAGCAGCAGCAGCAGAAGCAUCAAUAACACCAGAUAAUUCAUCAGUGAUAUCGAAUGAAACAAGGCGAAUAGCACCACCAUCAUAUAAUCAAACUAUGGGUCUUAUGGAUGAAAAUGAAGAAAGACAAGCAGCUCUUGCUGAACAUUUAAGACUUGCUGGUUUAUCUAAUUAUAUUACAUUACCACCUAUACAUAAUAGUUCAAGAACAUCAAGAUCAACAUCAAGACAUCGACAUAGAAGACACCGAAGGCAUCGUCAUCAUCAUCAUCAUCGACGAGCACAUAGUGAAGGUUCACGUGUGGCGUUACUAGAACCAAAUGUUGUUGUUCCAAAUAAUGCUUUUCCUGCACCAACCACAGCAUUUUCUUUUAAUCGUUUACGUUCUCAUCUUCGUUCUUUAUUUACAACAGAUCGUACUACAGCGACUACUAAUACUAAUACUUCUACUAAUAAUAAUAAUAACAGUAUUCAAACAAAUCCUAAUUCAAAUCAAUUUGACACGUAUGAACGUCAUAAUUCAUCUAUAUUAUCGUCAGUUCAACCAAUUCAUCUUCCUACUCGACCAUAUUUAAAUUCCGAUUUUAUACAAUCAAGAGAACUUCCACCACCAUAUACUGAACAACAGAUAAUACCAUCUAAUCCAUCAAUAAAUUCAUUAUCAACAGCAAUAACAAAUAGUCGUCGUAGUAGUAGUGGUGGAAGUGAUAUUGAAUCAAUAAAUCGAACAACUCCAACAUCAUCAUCAUCAUUAUAUCGUUUACAAAAACGACAAAUACCUAUAAAUACAUUACGUGAUCGUAUGAGACAAUUUAUAUCAGGUUCAGCAGUUCGAGUAACAACAGAUGAAUUAAAUCAUCCAGUACAAACAACUACAACGACAUUAGAUAUAGAUUUAGAAGAACAACCACCUGUUGCAUCUAUGGAAGAUGAUGAACAACAUAGUAGUGAUGAUGACAAAAUAUUAACGCCUUAA